CCCCAAUCCGACUCUAUGCGCUCCGACUGACACAAUCCAUGCGCAAGAUCCGAUGCGUAUCGAAUGUCAGGAUAAAUGUCACUACGGCGAGAGAGUAAAGUAUUUAGCAAGUCAUGUGAACUAGUAAUCGUUCGAGAAGAAUCUACUCCGUGAAUUAAUAUUGAAUUAUCAACCCUUCUUUGUACCUUUCGAAACUAAAUUAGAUAGAAUUCAGUUCCUACCAUUGUUAACACAAUUCGUACCUCUCGGAUAAUCUGUGAAUCUACGGUCGCAAAUCACCACUGUUUGUUGGUAGUAAAGAUCCCGUAUCCCUGGGAAGAAUAGUUUGAACGCUGAAACCAAUCUGUUGGGGUCAAAAUACAAAGGAGACCAGUUUGUAAGUAACGAACCACAUAGUUUAUAUCUCCCAAUAACUAAUAAAAGCAUUUCCAGCUUAAAGAACUCGGCACCGAAUAACAUAGUGCGAUUCUCUUGAGACCUCCGAAACAUCUACCCAACAGAAGCUUUAAGAAACUGCUUCGAUCACCAGGAGUAAGGAUGCCCGAAACGGAUCGGUUCGACUGCAAACUUUGCCGGAGGUCGAACAAUGUGGACGAUAUGGUCUUUUGCGCGGUGUGCCAGGAGUGGUAUCACUAUCAGUGCGUGGGAGUGACGUCUGCGGUAGCCAACGAGAGCUGGAUGUGCGCACGUUGUUCGGCUUUGCCUUCGUCUACGCGGAUCGGCGAGCUGUUCGGAAGCGAUCCUGUAUUUCCAGCUACUGGCAUCAACGUUCCAUCACCUAGGACCACCGAACCACCGUCGGCCGUUGCUCCAACUUCCUCCGUGGUAUCACAUGUGACAAACGCUGGACUACCGCAGGCCACGUCGGCGGCAUUCUCAACUGUAUCGUCGACUGUACCGCCUGGAUUGGUGCCGUCCGCCGUCGCUGGGCCCUCCGGAUGGGUACCUGCAACGACGACUACAGCUACUACGACUAACUAUGGAUUACCUCUGCUUACGGAACAGGCGCGAGCAAGCCUCCAAUGGGUUCAAGACCAUCGAGCAUUCCUGGAGCAACAAUUGGAAGAGAGUCAUAGGAAGGAACUGGAGAGAAAGAAGGCACUGCUGGGACAGCUCACAAAUAACGCGUUGCAAAGUGUCAUCUCUGGGGUGGCAUCGAACAGCUUCAACGAGCAGUCCGCCGCGGCCGGCGGGGUCGACAAUGUUGGAGGCUGGCUGGGAAGGAUGAUCGGCGAGAUGGAAAAUCUGUCAGUCACACCAGCGAGCGCGGGGCCACAGGUGCCAGCAUCCCUUGCACCCGUACUCAACAGUUCCACACCGACGACUUCAGGUUCUGCUAGCCAGUGUUUAUUCGAUCCAUCUUUAUCAUCACUGCUACUUGGAGUGCCUAGUAGUAUGACGAAGGUUCCCACAGGUUCAUUGUAUGAAGGUCAGUACACUACCAUGCCACCUAUUCCUUUGUGUGGGUACUCGCCACCUGGAGCGGACCACUCUCGACAAAUCAGUGCGUUCCCAACUAGCACUCAAGCGUCUUUGAUGGGUUUAGGGAAUGCAAAUCUUACUAGCGUGGUAACGGCCUGCCCAACGGUUCCAACAGCGUCGAUUCCGCAGGUACCGGUUUACGGUGGGUUGUUGGGGAGUGCAAGUGUACCCAGAUUACAACCGAAUCCUAUCGUAUCGCAAUCUCCGAUGGGCGGGUAUUAUUCAGUGAAUUCGACUCAAGCAAUCCCGUUACAAUACCCAAUGAGUCCAACGCAGCAACAGUUGUUGGCGAGACAAGUUAUGCCGAGAGAUCUCCCGCCGUUCCGGGGGGACCCUGAGGAUUGGCCGCUUUUCUUCACCGCAUACACCAAUUCGACGGCCGCAUGUGGAUACACUAAUGUGGAGAAUUUGGCUCGUCUUCAACGGGCGCUGCAAGGUAAAGCAUUCGAUGCAGUGAAAAGCCGUUUGCUUCUUCCGGCGUGCGUGCCUCAAGUCAUGUCCACCCUGUACAUGUUGUACGGCAGACCGGAACUGAUCAUCCAGACAUUAUUGGACAAAGUUCGCGAGACUCCGGCUCCAAAGGCGGACAGGUUGGAAACGCUUAUCACCUUCGGCAUGGCGGUUCAGAACCUGUGUGACCAUAUCGAGGCGACUGGACAAAUGGCACAUCUAUGUAACCCAGUUCUACUACGAGAGCUGGUUGACAAGGUCCCCGCUCAACAACGCUUAAAUUGGGCGCUGUACAAGCAACAGUUUGCUACGGCCGAUCUACGAACCUUCGCUGGAUUCAUGUCCAUGCUAGUGGCAGCAGCCUCGGACGUCACAGUCACUACAGAUUUCAAGCAAUCACGAUCGGGACGAGGAGAGCGAGAGCGUAGUAGGGACAAAAGCUACCUCAACACUCACGCUGCCAGUGAGCCAACCAUGAAGCAGGGUAGCCCAGAACAAGUGCCGAAGAAGUCAGAAGUUAAGGAGGUGCUGUGUUUGGCAUGUAACGGGCGUAACCACAAGGUGAAAGAUUGCGCGACGUUCAAAGGCUGGGAGGUAGACAGCCGUUGGAAUACCAUCCAAGAUCAUCACCUUUGCCGUACGUGCCUAGGGAAACAUGGUCGGCGUCCUUGCAAGAUACAAGUUGUUUGCGGUGUGGAAGGCUGCCAACAGCGACACCAUCGACUGCUGCACUCCAGCGCUCAGAAUCAGGGACCGCCGACCAAGGAUGGUCAGAAUACAGCGAAGCAAUGUAAUACUUCUGAAGAAGGCCUAAACGCGCACCAUGCUACCAAGAAGGCUACACUAUUUAGAAUUCUUCCUGUUACGCUAACGUGGAAGGAUAAAUCAGUAGAAACGUUUGCGUUCUUGGACGACGGAUCCGACAUGACACUGGUCGAGCAAUCGAUCGCGGAUCGAUUAGGCAUCGAUGACGGCGAACCUCUUCCCCUUUGCCUAACUUGGACCAGCAACGUCACUCGACAGGAACCGAAGUCCCAACGGGUCCAUCUGAAGAUAUCCGGAAAAGGCAAAUACGAACAGUUCACCCUAAAGGACGCAAGAACUGUUUCCAGCCUUAAUCUACCGAAGCAGACUCUGAAGUACGGGGAGUUGGCACGGCACUAUACUCACCUCCGCGGUCUCCCGGUCACCAGCUAUGAGGGAGCAACGCCGGGUAUCCUUAUUGGGUCAAACAAUGCCAGCCUGACUGCAACGUUGAGCCUGCGCGAGGGCCAACUAGGCGACCCUCUGGCUAGCAAGACGCGGCUCGGUUGGUCGAUCUAUGGCUAUACUUCUGAAGGAGAGAAGGCGACAAACUUCAUGCUGCACGUGUGUGAGUGUCGACGAGAAUACCAGGUGGACCAGGACCUUCAUGAACUCGUCAAGCAACAUUUCACCGUUGAAAGCAUUGGAGUUUCGGCUGACAAGGGUCCAGAAUCGGAGGAGGAUAAGCGUUCCCGUCGAAUCCUAGAGGAGACAACGAAGCGCAUCUUAAAUCGGUUUGAGACUGGCCUGUUAUGGCGCCAUGACCAUGUGGAGUUUCCCAACAGUUUUCCUAUGGCAAUGCGGCGUCUUCAAUGUUUCGAGCGAAGAAUGCAGAAGGAUCCUGAGCUGCAUGCAAGCGUACAGCGGCAGAUCAGUGAGUAUCUGAAGAACGACUAUAUCCACGAGGUGACAAAGAAUGAAAUGGAAUCCAUGGACUCCAAGAAGGUUUGGUACUUGCCACUGGGUGCUGUGAGAAACCCGAAGAAGCCGGGCAAAAUAAGACUUGUUUGGGACGCGGCGGCGAAAGUCGGGGGAGUUUCUUUCAACUCCAUGCUUCUGAAGGGACCAGAUCUGCUGACCCCCCUUGCUUCGGUGCUAUGCAAAUUUCGAGAACGACCGGUGGCUGUGUGCGGGGACUUGAAACAGAUGUUUCAUCAAUUCAGAAUACGCCAGGAAGAUGCGCAAAGCCAACGGUUCCUCUACAGAGAGCAUCCAUCGCAACCGGUCAGGACUUUCGUGAUGGACGUCGGUACCUUUGGAGCCACAUGCUCUCCUUGCCAGGCCCAGUACAUUAAAAACCGUAACGCAGCGGAAAACGAAGAAGAGUUCCCGGAGGCAGCGGAAGCAAUUAAGGAGAAGCACUAUGUCGAUGAUUACCUCGACAGUUUCGACACUGAAGAGGAGGCGAUUAAGGUCGCGCUGGAAGUGAUGGAAGUGCAUGCCCGUGGAGGCUUCUGCAUCCGGAACUGGCAUUCUAAUUCGGACGCUCUCCUAAAACGGGUCGGGGAACCCUGUGCAGACCAACCAAAGGCUAUCAGCAUCGAUUCGGAAAGCGGAGCCGAGCGAGUUUUAGGCCUCUUAUGGCUGCCAAAAGAAGACAUCAUUGCCUUUUCUAGUAACCAGCAAUUGCCCGAUAUUGCUCCAACGAAGCGGAACAUCCUGCGUUGCGUCAUGAGCUUGUUUGACUCGCAGGGAAUCUUGUCGCACAUUACGAUCCAGGGGCGGAUGAUCAUCCAGGACACAUGGCGCAAUCAAACCCAGUGGGACGAAGAAGUCGCUGAAGCUAUCCGUUUGCGCUGGUUCCGGUGGAUAAAACUGUUCGAGGAGGUCGGUCAAAUAAGGCUCCACAGAUCCUACUUUCCUGGCUUCACUUCUGCGGAGGUCGGUUCGGUAGAGCUCCAUGUUUUCACGGAUGCCAGUGAAGAAGCGUUCGCCUGCACAGCCUACUUUCGAGCCACGAUAAUGGGAAGGGUGCACGUUGCGCUGGUGAUGGCCAAGGCGAAAGUAGCACCAUUGAAAUCGUUAUCGGUACCACGUCUGGAGUUGAUGGGCGCUCUGCUGGGAGCGAGGCUAGCUAAAGCGGUGAAGGAGUACCAUACGCUCUUGAUCGUUCGUCGUGUAAUGUGGACAGACUCAAAAACAACAUUAGCUUGGAUCCAAUCACAACAUCGCCGCUACCGGCAGUUCGUGGCGUUCCGUGUAGGAGAAAUCCUAGAUAAGACCGAAGCUACCGAAUGGCGAUACGUUCCUACGCAGCAUAACCCAGCCGACGAUGCAACCAAGUGGGGUAAGGGACCCAGCCCAGAUGUAACGUCUCGUUGGUUUCGUGGACCCGACUUUCUGUACAGUCCGGAAUCAGAAUGGCCGGAGCAAAAGUCUACUCAGUCUUUGGAAACGGAUGAAGAAUUGAGGCCCUGUAUGGUGCAUCGAGAGAAGCCAAUUGAGGACGUCUACCAGAUCGGCAACUUCUCUAAGUGGGAACGUCUGUUGAGAGCAGCAGCUUACGUUCGUCGAUACAUCGCAAACUGUUACCACAAAAGCAAGAGGCAGGAACUGGUCACGGGAUUCUUGAACCAGGAAGAACUGCAGAAUGCGGAGAACAGCCUGUGGCGAUCAGUGCAGGCAUCCGCUUAUCCCAACGAAGUAGCUGUAUUAACAGAAAGGAAUCAGAAGAAGCGCAUUGAAAAGACUAGCCCAGUACAUAAGCUGUGUCCGUUCUUGGACGAACACGGCGUGAUGCGGGUGGACAGCCGUAUUGGUGCCGUUCCGUACGUCAUGUACGAUUUCAAAUUUCCCAUCAUCCUACCGCGCCACCACCAUCUAACUAAGCUGAUCAUCGACUGGUAUCACCGCCGGUAUCUACACGCCAAUCACGCGACAGUACUUAACGAAGUUCGUCAGAGGUUCCACGUCUCCAGUCUUCGUACGGUAAUACGACAAGUUAUCAAGGAGUGCCAGACUUGCAAAAUAGCUAAAGCAGCUCCUGUACCACCAAGGAUGGCUCCCCUUCCAGAGGCACGCCUAGCGGCCAUGGUACGUCCGUUCUCCUAUGUCGGGCUUGAUUACUUUGGACCUGUCCAGGUCCGGAUUGGACGCAGCUGCGUUAAACGUUGGGUGGCCUUGUUUACGUGCCUGACUGUGAGAGCCGUACACCUAGAGGUAGUUCAUUCCCUCUCUACAGAAUCGUGCAAGAUGGCAGUCCGCCGAUUUGUAGCACGCCGUGGUUCACCCCUUGAGAUUCGCUCAGACAACGGCACAAAUUUUCAGGGGGCCAGUCGAGAGUUAAGGGAUCAAAUUACAGCGAUCGAUCAACAGCUAGCGGAAACCUUUACAAACUCGAACACGAAAUGGAUAUUUAACCCUCCAUCUGCACCACACUUUGGCGGCUCAUGGGAGCGACUCGUGAGAUCUGUCAAGGUGGCACUCGGCUCAUUGUGUAGCGAAAGGAACCCGGACGAAGAGACAUUGUGGACGGUCAUUACAGAAGCCGAGUCUAUAGUAAACUCCAGACCGUUGACCUCCAUUCCGUUAGAGAGCAUGGACCAGGAGGCCCUGACACCAAAUCACUUUAUAUUGUUGAGCUCCAGUGGUGUCACUCAACCUCCUACAAAACUGGCGGAACCGACAAAAGUAACUCGUACGAAUUGGAACAUGGCCAGACAGCUCCUGGAUCAGUUCUGGCGUCGAUGGAUCAACGAGUACCUUCCGACGAUCGCCGUCAGAAGUAAGUGGUUCGAAGAAGUCGAGAAGCUAAGAGUUAACGACCUUGUGCUGAUUGUGGACGAAGGUCAGCGCAACGGAUGGUUGAGAGGCCGGGUCCUAGCGGUCAAUCCAGGAAGUGAUGGGCGCAUUCGCCAGGCCACGGUUCAGACACCUGGAGGGAUAUUGCGGCGUCCAGUGAGCAAGUUGGCAGUGCUCCAGGUGCAGGGCGAUAGAAACGCGGAUGCAACGGAGGACUCUCAAGUGCGUUACGGGUCGGGGAAUGUUGCCAACGCUGGCAGCACUGAAAAUUUAAACGGAGAAUCGAUCGACGAUACCCCCCAAUCCGACUCUAUGCGCUCCGACUGACACAAUCCAUGCGCAAGAUCCGAUGCGUAUCGAAUGUCAGGAUAAAUGUCACUACGGCGAGAGAGUAAAGUAUUUAGCAAGUCAUGUGAACUAGUAAUCGUUCGAGAAGAAUCUACUCCGUGAAUUAAUAUUGAAUUAUCAACCCUUCUUUGUACCUUUCGAAACUAAAUUAGAUAGAAUUCAGUUCCUACCAUUGUUAACACAAUUCGUACCUCUCGGAUAAUCUGUGAAUCUACGGUCGCAAAUCACCACUGUUUGUUGGUAAGAUCCCGUAUCCCUGGGAAGAAUAGUUUGAACGCUGAAACCAAUCUGUUGGGGUCAAAAUACAAAGGAGACCAGUUUGUAAGUAACGAACCACAUAGUUUAUAUCUCCCAAUAACUAAUAAAAGCAUUUCCAGCUUAAAGAACUCGGCACCGAAUAACAUAGUGCGAUUCUCUUGAGACCUCCGAAACAUCUACC
This is a messenger RNA of Aedes albopictus (Asian tiger mosquito), 7264 nucleotides long. RefSeq lists its product as uncharacterized. The transcript has 5 exons. Gene Ontology annotation, molecular function: nucleic acid binding. The coding region runs from base 538 to 6804 and encodes 2088 amino acids. Gene Ontology annotation, biological process: DNA integration. The record is from RefSeq and is a predicted model, not a curated record. Lineage: Eukaryota; Metazoa; Arthropoda; Insecta; Diptera; Culicidae.